AUAACGUUCAUUAACCUAACUUUAUUAUUUCUAGUUAACAUUAUUUAUUUCAAAGCAGAAAAAAGAAGUUGACCCCCGGAAGGAAAGCUUUCGCCAAUAUCCAACGCCACCUCUCUGUUCACCAUUUUCAGUCACAAUCUAUGCAACAACCCACAUCUUUUGGAGGUUUCGUUUCUCCAUACAAAUCAACACAAUGGAAGCAGGUGUAAGGAGUGAUUUCUGCAUGGACUUAGGAAACCGUUUAGCAAACGGGCAAGGCAAGCAUCCUCUAUUUUCCUUUGGUGUUAUUUCUGAUGUUCAGUAUGCGGAUGUCCCUGAUGGUCACUCAUUCCUUGGUGUUCCUCGGUAUUAUAGACAUAGUAUUCUUGUUUUGCAAAGGGCAGUGAAGAACUGGAACGACCACAAGAAUCUUAACUUUGUGAUUAAUUUCGGAGAUAUUAUUGAUGGGAAGUGUCCCAAGGAUCAAUCUCUAAAUGCUGUGAAGAAAGUAGUCAGUGAGCUUGAAAAUUUUCAUGGUCCCGUGUAUCACAUGAUUGGAAAUCACUGUCUUUACAAUCUCCCACGGGAUAAGUUGCUUCCUUUAUUGAAUAUCCCGAAUCAUGGUGAUGAUUGCACUCACGCAUACUAUGACUUUUCACCAACACUGGGAUACAGAUUUGUUGUAUUGGAUGGAUAUGAUAUUAGUGCAAUUGGAUGGCCUCAUGACCAUCCGAAUAGACUGGAGGCCUUGAAAAUCCUGAGUGAAAAAAACCCGAAUUCAGAUAAAAACAGCCCAGAGGGACUGAAGGGUGUUGAUAGAAGGUUCGUUAUGUUCAAUGGAGCAGUCGGAAAUAAGCAAAUGGAAUGGCUGGAUAAUGUACUUAAGGAUGCAACAAAUAUGAAACAGAAAGUGAUAAUAUGUUGUCAUGUGCCAUUAGAUCCAGGUGCAACAAGCAAAACAACGCUUUUAUGGAACUACGACCAAGUAAUGGACCUGAUUCACCAGUACGAUUGUGUGAAGGUUUGCCUCAGCGGACACAAUCAUCAAGGAGGAUAUUCAGUUGAUUCUCGUGGAGUUCAUCACAGGGUGCUUGAUGCUGCUUUAGAGUGUCCUCCUGGGACCAAUGCGUUCGGGUAUAUAGACGUUUAUGACAACAUGUUGUCGCUUGUUGGCACAGAUCGAAUGAAAAGCACCGAUUUUUGUUUCGAUUUCUAGACAAAUAUUUCUAAAAGAUCAAUUCUUUCAUCAAAGAUGAUGGAGUGUAUAUUACUGUAAUUUUCAUCGACUGAAGUUAAUCCAUUUACAAUAAUAGAGCAAAGUGGAGAUUUUCAAGUCAUUGAGGGUAAACAUUCAUCGACUGAAGUUAAUCCAUUUACAAUAAUAGAGCAAAGUGGAGAUUUUCAAGUCAUUGAGGGUAAACAAACAAUGAAAGGGGAAAGCAAGUUGUAUCCAUGUGCAGUGCAUAAUCACAGAUAAGCCUUGCAGUUAAAUGAUUUUAUUAUAAAUUUAUCGUCAUUAUAUAUAUGAGCUUGCGCACUUAUCUAGAACAGAUCAAGAAAGAAGAAAUAAAAGAAAGAAUUUCAUAAAACAGCUAGAUGUGGGAAUUAUUGGAGCAUGUAUAUGAAUGUGAUACAAUGUGCGUUGCUUUGUCCAAUUCUGAGCCACUUGUUUGAAUCCCAGCUGUGAUUUCCAUUUUCUGCUCAAUAAUGGAGUCAAUAUCCCUUCACCACACCAUGAUGUCCCAUAACACGAAAGAUUGAAGCCCCAUUUUGGUUCACAAUCUUAUGGUAUUGAUGGUGAUGUCAUUCAAUAUUCCAGGCAUAAAGGAACAAGCAAAAUUCUGAUGAGCCACCAUGGUUAAGCCCUUCUAAUGAACCACUGCUCCCUGUUUGAGAUGACAGUGAUGAUGAUGAUGAUGAUAAUGGUGUGGACGAUGAUGAUGUUGAUGAUGAAACAGGCUUGAAUAUAAACAAGGCAUGCCUUAACCCAGGGCUAAAAAGCCAAUCAUGAACAUCCCAGUAAACUUGUAAUCUUCUUUUGU
Gossypium arboreum is the source of this 2021-nucleotide messenger RNA. RefSeq names its product manganese-dependent ADP-ribose/CDP-alcohol diphosphatase-like. Gene Ontology annotation, molecular function: 2',3'-cyclic-nucleotide 2'-phosphodiesterase activity; ADP-ribose diphosphatase activity; manganese ion binding. NCBI's taxonomy places the organism in Eukaryota, Viridiplantae, Streptophyta, Magnoliopsida, Malvales, Malvaceae. The transcript has 2 exons. The coding region runs from base 194 to 1195 and encodes 333 amino acids. The record is from RefSeq and is a predicted model, not a curated record.